Messenger RNA from Bombus terrestris (buff-tailed bumblebee), 683 nucleotides. RefSeq lists its product as uncharacterized. The record is from RefSeq and is a predicted model, not a curated record. Bases 119 to 625 code for a protein of 168 amino acids. The transcript has 4 exons. Lineage: Eukaryota; Metazoa; Arthropoda; Insecta; Hymenoptera; Apidae.
AUAUUCGACAGGGUGGGGGAGUUUGCUCUCCAUGAAGAAUAUAUAAAUCGUAGGUAGGGCUGAAAUUCCGGUUAGUACAGAUAGUUUCCCAAGCCUAUCGCGAAGCUGUGAUCACACUAUGCAGGUUUACGCCACGUUGCUUGCCUUCGCUGUAAUCCUGGUCGUAUCGAUAGAGUCGAAACCAAUCGGACUAAACUUGUACGUCAACGAUCAUCAAAACCCUUCUGAAGUCAUCAGCGUAUAUCCGCAACUUCUGCAAUACCAGAACUCUCCGUUUUACUAUCAAAAUGUUCCCGUAGAUGUGAAUGGUAUCCCAGCCGCUGUCGUCGCUUAUGGAAGGCCUUCGGUCUCCCAUUUGCCUGCUUAUAACAUUUAUUAUAGCACCCCUGUACAUGACUUCCGAUUUCCAUUGAAUCCGGUGUAUCCACUGUUGAAACCUAUUCAACCGGGAGAACCGCCUAAACCAAGCCCACCGUCGACAACCACUAUGAAACCAGAGGAUGAAAGCAACGAGGACGGCAUCGAAAAAUUGGACACGAAGGUUGAACCAGAAAAAGAAAUGAAGAAAUCGAACGAGAGCGGGGAAGACAUCGACGAUGACAGCAUUACCAUUGAAUCGAUAUAAACUGCCGUGUAUUACGUUUCACGCUUCGUGCUAAUUAAAUAAAAUAUUUACACCUUUA